CCUCACAUAGGACAGGACAGUGGCAGUGUACAAUCAGCCUACGUCGCCGUAGCUACGCUGAUAUGCAUGCGCUUCCGGAUAAUAAUAAUAAUAAUAAUAAUAAUAAUAAUAAUAAUAAUAAUAAAAUAAAUAUAUUUAUAUAUUUGUGCACUUCUUACAUAUCGGAUCUCUGUCUUCUCUUCAAUUCAGAGUUCCGAAUUGCAUCUGUGUACGUACGCGUGUAUAUCUGACUUGUAUACGUGUAUUCAGUUUCUAUUUUGAGAUUGAUUGUAGAUUCGUUCUUCAAAUGUCUUAAUCAUUGCUGCAGAAAUCAAUUUUGGAAGUUCUUACAAUCCUGGUUAAAUUCUUCUUCCAUUUCGCUGCAAGGGAUUUAUCGCUGUUUCUUCUUACCUUGUGUAUAUGCAGCCCAGAAAGAAACCGUCUCAAAAAAUGAAAUAGACUGAUUUAGUGAUUUUUACUGUAAUACUGUAUGAAUAUGCUUCAAGUAAAAAAUAUUCCGUACUACUGUGUUCUGUGUUGUUUCAAGUGAUCGUUUAUUUGAACCGAUAACUAUUUUUUAUUAUUAUCCUGAAUGUUCGACCGACAUGGAUGGGUUCCUACUACACCCUUAAUUAACUUGAUUGAGUGGGGUUAUUGGUUGUUAAAGCUUGAUUAGCAGUAGCAGAAGUGAAGGCAAAUCAAAGUAUGAGGAAUUUCUGGGAUCUGUUCAUUGCGGCAUCAAUGCCUGUCCUCAAAGUGCUGCUGGUGACGGGUUUAGGAUCUGUUCUUGCAUUAGAACGUUUCGAUUUGUUGGGAGAGGAUGCAAGGAAGCAUAUGAACAAUAUUGUGUUUUACGUGUUUAAUCCUUGUUUGGUGUCCAGCAGCUUGGCUAAUUCAAUUACGUACAAAAGCAUGAUAAAGAUGUGGUUCAUGCCUCUCAACAUUUUCAUCACAUUUGUGAUUGGUUCGAUUCUUGGGGUUGUUGUCGUUCAGGUUACGAGAGCUCCCCAACAUCUACGAGGGCUAAUCGUGGGAUGUUGUGCGGCUGGAAACUUGGGCAACAUGCUUAUUAUUAUAAUUCCGGCAGUUUGUAAAGAGAAAGGCAGCCCAUUUGGAGAUCCUGACAUUUGUCAUACGUAUGGAAUGGGCUAUGCUUCACUUUCCAUGGCGAUCGGAGCAAUUUAUCUCUGGUCUUAUGUGUACAAUAUCAUCCGAAUAUCAUCGAGUAGGAGUUCCAAGGAAAUAGAAAUUAUUCACUCACCUCUCAGUAAAUCUCACUCUCCGUUAGAGCGUGGGAGCUCCACAGAACUCAUACUUCCAUCAAAUGACUGCAUCACUGAAAAGGAAGAAUUUUCAGAACAAAAGACAUCUUUUGGAGCUAAAGCAAAGCAGUAUCUUGAGAUGCUUUCAAGGAAGAUCAAUCUGAAGAGCAUAUUAGCACCUUCAACCACUGGAGCUAUUGUUGGUUUCAUUGUUGGUCUUACACCUGAAAUCAGGAAAUUGCUGAUUGGUGAUGCUGCUCCACUUCACGUGAUCCAAGAUACUGCCUUGUUGCUGGGGGAUGGUUCAAUCCCGGCUGUAACACUCAUAAUGGGAGCCAACCUCUUAAAAGGUUUGAGAGGAUCAUCAUCUAUAGAUAAGACCAUUAUUAUUGGGAUCAUUGUUGCUCGAUACAUUGUCCUUCCUAUAACAGGCAUAGCCAUUGUUAAAGGAGCCAUCCAUUUUGGCAUAGUUGCCCAUGAUCCAUUGUAUCAAUUUGUUCUGUAUCUUCAAUAUGCAGUUCCACCUGCCAUGAACAUUGGCACCAUGACUCAAUUGUUUGGAGCAGGUGAAAGUGAAUGCUCAGUAAUUAUGCUAUGGGCUUAUGGAUUGGCUUCAGUCUCACUUACUAUGUGGUCUACAUUCUAUAUGUGGUUGGUCUCCAGCUGAGUCCAUAAAACACAUUUUUUUUAGUACCAUUCGUUUCUUCAGUUAGCCUUUUGUACAUAAAAUAAAACAGGUAAUGGGGAUGAGACAGUGAGUGUGCUAUCUCUCUCCUUCCUUCUAGGAAAACUCUGGUUAUAGACAGAAAGGAGCUAGUGAGUAGGAUUUAUUAAUACGUGCUUGUUAUUGCAGAAGGAAAUGAGUCAAAAUGCUCAGCCCACAUCACAAUCCUUCAUAAUUUCAGUUCUUCAUGCCUUGAAUAACAACAAUAACCUUCUUUUUUAAGCACAUAAAUAGCCAAUGGCCCCUCAACAUUCA
Messenger RNA from Cuscuta epithymum, 2220 nucleotides. Lineage: Eukaryota; Viridiplantae; Streptophyta; Magnoliopsida; Solanales; Convolvulaceae. The record is from the annotation of a GenBank genome assembly.